AUGGGUCUCUUCAAGAAGAAGGGCGACGACGGCGAAGAUGGUGGUCGAUCUGCCCUAUUCAGCAGGUCAAAGAACUCAAAGUCCCCUGCUCCACCACAGAACAACCCAUACUCCAAUGUGCCUCCAGAUCCAUAUACACAAGCGAAGAUGAAUGCCGGCAUAGUGAAGCCACCUCAGCAGCAGCAACAGCAGCAAGGUGGUCCGCAACAAGGUUAUGGUGCACCUCAGGGAGGAUAUGGAAAUCAGCAGGGCGGGUAUGGCCCAAAUCGAUUUGGUGACGAGAAGGGAUAUGGCGGACCACAGCAAGGCGGUAAUCCGUACGGCGCUCCUGGACCUCAGCGGAGUGCCAACCCAUAUGCACAAAUGACUCAGCCAGGUGGUGCCUCCAAGACAGGUGGCUACGGCGGACUAGGUCCUGCAGACGAUACACCAGACGAGAACAGGGACGCCUUAUUUGGGGGUGCGAGAGACAGAGCUCAACAACAGCAAGCAAACGGACCACCUGGCUACCAAUACAACAGCGGCGGCAACGACCCCAACGAGUCCCGCAGCUACGGAGCCUACGGCGACCGCCAACUAACAGCAGAAGAGGAAGAGGAAGAAGAUGUUACCGCAACCAAACAAGAAAUCAAAUUUAUGAAACAACAAGACGUCUCCUCCACCCGCAAUGCCCUCCAAGCCGCCGCCAUGGCCGAAGAAACAGGCCGCAACACACUCGCCCGCCUCGGCGCCCAAGGCGAACGCAUCCACAACACCAAUCGCAACCUGGACAUUGGCCAUAACUCGGUCAACAUCGCCGAAGACAGAAGCAAAGAACUCAAAACCCUAAAUCGGUCCAUGUUCGCCGUCCACGUCAACAACCCUUUCACCGCCAAAGAACGCCGCAUCCGUGAUGAAGAAAAGAUCGUCGACCGCCACAGGAUGGAACGGGACCAGCGCGAAGCUACUCGUGAAGCAGCUUUCCAAUCCACCGCGCGCAUGAACCAGAACUUCAAGGGUCUCAACGACGCCGGUAGGCCAAACGGGAUGCCGAAGGCGACUCUGGCUGAAAGAUCCAAGUAUCAGUUCGAGGCUGAUAGUGACGAUGACCGCGCGGAGGACGAGAUCGAGCGAAAUAUUGAUGAGCUGGGCGGUGCUGCGCAACGGUUGAACAUUUUGGCUAGGGCUAUGGGUGACGAGGCUGAUACUCAGAACAAAAUGUUGCAGAAUGUGGCGGACAAGAGUGAUAGAUUGGAUGAUAGGUUUCAUUUGCAGACUGAGAGGUUGAAGCGGAUUAAAUAA
Lithohypha guttulata is the source of this 1281-nucleotide messenger RNA. RefSeq names its product Protein transport protein S9 plasma membrane t-SNARE (gene SEC9). The transcript has 2 exons. The record is from RefSeq and is a predicted model, not a curated record. Gene Ontology annotation, biological process: vesicle fusion; exocytosis. Gene Ontology annotation, molecular function: SNAP receptor activity; syntaxin binding. NCBI's taxonomy places the organism in Eukaryota, Fungi, Ascomycota, Eurotiomycetes, Chaetothyriales, Trichomeriaceae. Bases 1 to 1281 code for a protein of 426 amino acids. Gene Ontology annotation, cellular component: plasma membrane; SNARE complex.